CAGUCGAUUUUGGCGUCCCAGCGGAGGCCAUUGCUGGCACGGUGAACAAACUUUGUUCUAUGGCCUUGCUAUCGAACGCAACCGAAUCGAAAGUGUCUGUCGAUGUGGACAGGAUGAACUACCUAUUGUUGACAGAGGAUCAGAAUGUUUCGAUUCCACUGGCCAAGCCCGAAUUACUUUGGGGCAAUGCGUUGUUCAAAAAAGAAUUGGAAACCGUAAUUUUGGUAACAGGUUGGAAAACAAACAUCGAGUGGGAUCGUGGAAUGAAACCAAUUAAAUCGAUUUUCAACGCAUACCAUAAACGUGGCGGGUACAAUUUCAUCGCGAUCGAUACCGCCAACUUCGUAGAUACGUUGUACACUUGGUCAGCUUUCAAUACCAACGAUAUUGGUGAAAAGUUGGCCGAAGGAUUACAAGAGUUUAUCAAGACCGUUGAUGUGGCCAAGAUUCACCUGAUCGGUCACAGUUUGGGGGCUCACAUUGUCGAUGCCGCUGGAAGGCACUUCCAGGCCUUGACAAGUAAGAUGAUUCCCAGAAUCACCGGACUGGACCCAGCCAAUCCGUGCUUCAACGAAGGAGAAGCCUUGAGCGGGAUCUACCGCGGCGACGCGGACUUUGUCGACAUCAUUCACAGCAAUUCGAUGGUACUAGGAAAACGUGAUCCCAUCGGCGACGUUGACUUUUACCCGAAUGGUGUGGUGUCUGUGCAACCUGGUUGCAUGAAUCCGGCGUGUUCCCAUGCGCGGGCCUGGAGAUUGUACGCGGAAACGGUUUAUCCGGAAAGCGAAAAUAGCAUGCAAGCGGUCAAGUGCAAUUCCCUGCUGGCGGUUCGGCUUGGGUCGUGCCGUGGAAAGCGUAUCCCGAUGGGAUUUGCCUGUCCCAAAACGGCCAAAGGAAACUACUUUUUGGAGACAAACAAGGACAGUCCGUAUGGGAAAGAUGGGAAUCAAUGAAAAAGUUUAAUAUCCACCGGAAUUAAAAAGGUAUUCGUUGUUUUUUUUACAAGAUUUCAGAA
This is a messenger RNA of Culex quinquefasciatus (southern house mosquito), 1015 nucleotides long. RefSeq names its product vitellogenin-1. The transcript is spliced from 3 exons. The coding region runs from base 60 to 953 and encodes 297 amino acids. The record is from RefSeq and is a predicted model, not a curated record. NCBI's taxonomy places the organism in Eukaryota, Metazoa, Arthropoda, Insecta, Diptera, Culicidae. Gene Ontology annotation, molecular function: lipase activity.